Molecule: messenger RNA, 284 nt
Organism: Prorocentrum cordatum
Lineage: Eukaryota; Dinophyceae; Prorocentrales; Prorocentraceae
Source: the annotation of a GenBank genome assembly
GACGUGAAGAUAACCAAGCCGGUGACGCUGUGGAUGAACCAAGGCAUGGAGAAGUCCUUCGACAUGGAGGUGGACGACACCGCCGCCAUCCGCCUGGACGUGUCCAUGCAGCCGCCGUUCCUGCCCCUUGAGGUGGUGGUGCGGAAGAAGCGGGCCUCCGGCAAGCUCGAGGCGCCCAUCGCCACCGCGGAGUGGACGGAGAGCCGGCUGCUGCUGCUGCAGAGCGAGCUGCCCAGGGGCACGUACACCGUCGAGUUCCGGCAGCCGCGCAGGUACCAGGACUG